This is a messenger RNA of Aricia agestis (brown argus), 1020 nucleotides long. Its product is annotated as U3 small nucleolar ribonucleoprotein protein IMP4-like. NCBI's taxonomy places the organism in Eukaryota, Metazoa, Arthropoda, Insecta, Lepidoptera, Lycaenidae. Bases 75 to 1007 code for a protein of 310 amino acids. Gene Ontology annotation, molecular function: rRNA primary transcript binding; snoRNA binding. Gene Ontology annotation, cellular component: nucleolus; small-subunit processome; Mpp10 complex. Gene Ontology annotation, biological process: rRNA processing. The transcript has 6 exons. The record is from RefSeq and is a predicted model, not a curated record.
UACAUGUUUUGUGGAUAAUUUUCGUAAAUUAAUAAAUUAAUUUCUAUCAAAAAGGAUAAAAUACUAAUAUAAAAAUGAUACGCAGACAAGCCCGGUUACGGCGGGAAUACUUAUACAGAAAAUCAGUGGAGGACAAACAAAAAAGUAUACAAGCAAAAAAAGAUCAACUUAAACGAAGCUUAGAAGAGAAUAUUCCUAUUCAUGGCGAUUUAAGAAAGGAAGCGAUUGCAUUACAAAAAAGAAUAGAAUAUGAAGACAAAGGACCUGAGCGAGCUGCAGUUAUCGGUGGUUUCAGUGGGGGAGCCAACACACUCAGUUCACAGGAUGAUGAGUACAGAUACGCCGGUGUUGAAGAUCCCAAGAUCAUGAUCACCACCUCACGAGAGCCGAGCGCUCGACUCAAGAUGUUUGUGAAGGAGCUGAGACUUAUAUUCCCAAACAGUCAGCGUAUGAACCGUGGUGGGUACGAGAUGUCGCAGUUAAUCCACGCAUGUCGGGCCAAUGACGUCACCGACUUCAUUGUAGUGCAUGAGCACAGAGGUGUGCCAGAUAGUUUGGUUAUAUGCCAUUUGCCGUAUGGGCCAACAGCAUCAUUCACUCUCUCUGGAGUCGUGAUGAGGCAUGAUAUUCCAGAUAUUGGACCAAUGAGUGAACAGUACCCACAUCUUAUAUUCCAUAACUUCAAAACUGAACUAGGAUUAAGGACAAUGAGUAUAUUGAAGUAUUUGUUCCCUGUGCCGAAACCUGACUCCAAGAGGGUUAUAACAUUUGCCAACAAUGAUGACUACAUCUGUUUCAGACAACAUACAUACAGAAAGGCCGGCAAAGACGUGGAGCUGACGGAAGUCGGUCCUAGGUUCCAAAUGAAACUGUACGAAAUUAAACUGGGCACGUUAGAAGCAUUAGACGCGGCCGACACCGAAUGGGCACUCCGCCCCUAUAUGAACACGGCUGCUAAGCGAAGAUUCCUCAGUCUUGAGGAUGGGUGGCAGGAAGAUGCGGAUUAAAAUAUUUUUUUAA